Molecule: messenger RNA, 2027 nt
Organism: Scophthalmus maximus (turbot)
Lineage: Eukaryota; Metazoa; Chordata; Actinopteri; Pleuronectiformes; Scophthalmidae
Product: solute carrier family 22 member 7
Exons: 10
Coding region: 156-1823 (555 amino acids)
Biological process (GO): transmembrane transport
Cellular component (GO): membrane
Molecular function (GO): transmembrane transporter activity
Source: RefSeq, a predicted model, not a curated record
UGAAGAGCGGAGGGUGAUAAUCACGUCGGCUGCAGGACACGAGUCUGAAUUCCGUCCCGCUCGGUGAAGGAGCAGUUUCUCACAGAGCAGUGGUCUCCGUCUCUUACACAGGUGAGAAAUUCAACUUGGUGUUUUACUGAAUCUUCUCCUUCAGGAUGAAGUUCGAGAGCCUCCUGGAGGAAGUCAACGGCUUUGGGCCGUUCCAAAUCCUGCUGAUCCUCCUGCUCUGCGGCCCUCGGAUCGUCAUCCCCUGCCACUCCCUGCUGACCAUCUUCAUCGGAGCCGUGCCUCCUCACCACUGCGACGUCAGCGGCCUGGGCGACGGCGGGCUCCUCGCGAACUUGACCGCUGAGCAGAGACUGACGGCCGGCGUCCCCCGCCGGGGCGACGGCGAGCCGGCGUCCUGCGAGAUGUUUGCCCAGCCUCAGUUUCAGCUCUUGUCCAACGGAUCCGCGCGGGACGGCGCCGCGUUGCCCACGGUCCGGUGUCAGAGUGGAUGGGUGUACGACAACUCCACCUUCACCUCCACCCUGGCAACAGAGUGGGACCUUGUCUGUGACAGGAAAAGUCUGACGAAGACCACGGGCACAAUCUUCUUUCUGGGAUUGAUGGUGGGAGCCAUCGUGUUUGGAUUCCUCUCUGACAAGUACGGAAGGAAAAACACGAUCCUGGCCUCCUACAUCAUUUCCAUCGUGUUUGGCUUCUCCAGUGCUUUCGCGAACUCCUUCGUCAUGUUCGCGGUGCUGAGGUUUCUCACCGGCUUCGGACUGACGGGAAUCGGCAUCAACUCCUUAGUGCUCACCAUCGAGUGGGUCGACACGGACCACAGGUCCUUCAUCGGCGUGAUCGGCAGUCUGUCCUGGUCGGUGGGCAACAUGCUGCUGGCCGGCUUCGCCUACCUGGUCAACGACUGGCGCACGCUGAUCAUGACCGUCACCGCCCCGCUGGGCUUCGCCGUUUUGACCUGGUGGUGGAUUCCUGAAUCUGCUCGCUGGCUGCUGGCGAACGGUAAAGUGGAACAAGCCCAGUUUUACCUCGACAAAUGUGCGACGUUCAACAAAGGGCAAAAGCUGUCGACCAAAUUCAAACUGGAGACUCUCUGCGACAUGGAAAACCUGGAAAAGCAGAAUAAAAACUACACCUACCUUCAUCUAAUCAAGAGCCCGAAGAUGAGGCGGUUAACGCUGAUAACUGGGAUUGUGUGGUUCGGCGUUGCCUCCACGUACUAUGGGAUCAGCCUGAACAUCAGUGGAUUUGGACUCAACAUUUACCUCACGCACUUCAUCUACGCCGCCAUCGAGGUUCCAGCCAAGCUGAUGGUCUAUUGCUUCCUCAACAUGAUUGGACGCAGGAAGUGUCAGGCGGGCACGCUGCUGCUGACGGGAAGCUGCAUCGCCAUAAACAUAUUCCUUCCCAAAGGUCUGUGGUAUGUGCGCACAGUUGUAGCUAUUCUUGGCAAAGGCCUAUCAGAAGCCGCCUUCACCACCGCCUUCCUCUACACGUCGGAGCUCUACCCGACGGUCGUCAGACAAAAUGGUUUGGGCUACACCAACUUCGUCAGUCGUCUGGGAGUCGCCGUGGCUCCUCUCAUCCUGCUGCUGGAGGACGUGUGGACUCUUCUUCCUCAGGUUAUCAUCUGCUCGGUGGCCGUCCUGUCCGGCCUGGUGGCUCUGCUGCUGCCAGAGACGCUGGGCGCGAAGCUGCCGGAGACGAUCGACGAGAUCGAGAAGCCCAGCCUGCAGGAGUGUGAAGUUUCCUCUCAAGCCGUCGACCCGUCGGCUGUUCUCCUGGAGUCAAAGGCCCCAGCAGAGAGUCGGCGGUGAAGACACGGGAGGAACAAGGACUCUGGUUGUUCUCAGACACCGAACGACCGCGAUGCCUUUUUUCAAAUGUGGUAGAUCUUCUUUGUAUCUGUGAGAGAAACUCCUGUUAGGAUUGUUUGUGUGCUUUGUAAACGCUCAGUGAAAUAUUGAAGAUAAUGUAUUUAUAAAGUUCAGCAUCACGCAAAUAAAUAAUGAUUGAUCGAA